Molecule: messenger RNA, 5534 nt
Organism: Ctenopharyngodon idella (grass carp)
Lineage: Eukaryota; Metazoa; Chordata; Actinopteri; Cypriniformes; Xenocyprididae
Gene: maml1
Product: mastermind-like transcriptional coactivator 1
Exons: 6
Coding region: 987-4067 (1026 amino acids)
Biological process (GO): Notch signaling pathway; positive regulation of transcription of Notch receptor target
Cellular component (GO): nucleoplasm; nuclear speck
Molecular function (GO): transcription coactivator activity
Source: RefSeq, a predicted model, not a curated record
AAACAGAGGAAAAAAGAAAAAAAAAUAGUUACAAGAUGGCGACCAACAACUGCCUGAACACUGGAAAACAAUAGAGACAGCGCAGUAGGGCAGAGUUUAUUUCUUUACCGUUUGCUUUCUCGUUUUCGCGUCGAGUUAACCCGGGGGACAGGAGUCGGUUGUGUGUACUUCGAGACUUUUAAAGCGCAUUUGGAAGAAAGUGAGUUUAUAAUGCUUUGUUUGAGGGUUAGUUAGCAUUCAGGCUAAGCUACAUCCGUAGCUAAUGUAACUGUGAGGAGGAUCAGCUGUUAGCCGCACUGCUAGUUUAAAAGUUACUUUUACUACUAAAACUCACUCGUAACUCUCUAAUUUGGUGUUUUAAAGCUGAAUGGAUGUAAUGUAGACGGUUUUACACAACACUUUCUAACCUUUCGUCGAAGGGUUUUUAUUUCAAGUACGUCUUUUGUCAAACUUCAGCUGUGAGGCGAUAAAACUACACGUUUAUUUUGAAGUUGUUGCUGAAAUUUUCGCGACAAGACAGAGAAAUCGAUUUAACGACGUGUUGUGAAUAUAUAGGCCUAAACGUGAGGUAAAUAUUAUUUAAAGGGUUUGACGUUUUCAAAUAGAGUAAAACUUUUCAAACUUUCCUCUAAAUUAUUUUCGUGUCUAACUUCUAAGAUGAAUAAUUUAUUAGUGUUCGCGAACUCUUUCAUUCAUAAAAUGGCCGUUUUAACUUCAUUCUGGCUUGUGUCAGGACUCCGGGCUUGAGUAUAGUUAGAUAAGAAGGAUUGUUCAGUGAUUUUUGUGCGUUCGUUUGUUAAAAGGAAACUUUUUUUCUGAAUACAAGCGCUCACAUCUGAACUAUGUGCCAUUUCUUUUGUUGUAUAAGGAGGCAGAUAGUGAUAAAAAUGGAGUGUGUUUUGUAAGGACAGGCUCGCAAACACACUCAAACGGCACGAUCAGUCUGUGAGUUGUGCUGCUAGUAUCCAGAGACUUUAUAAACGCGGAUGAUGGCGGAUUUCGUGGUGCCGCGGCACAACGCGGUGAUGGAGCGGCUGCGGCGGCGGAUCGAGCUCUUCCGGCGGCAUCACACCGGCUGUGAGAACCGCUAUGAAAGCACGGCCGGGGAGCGGCAUGAGAUGGGUCGACAGCAGACCUAUGCACUGCACCAGCGCUGCCUGCAGACCAAGGCCAAGCGCUCGAACAAGCACAGGCAGCCCGCGGCGGCGAGCGCGGACCCGGCGGGGCAGAGAGGGACCGGCGGCGGCGCUGAGCUGGCGGACGGAGGGAGCGGGACGCCCGGGGAGCAGAGCAGAAACAACACGCUGAUCGCGUUACAGGAGACUGUGAAAAGGAAGUUGGAGAAUGCUGGUUCACCUCUUGGCCGUGACCAAGUCAACGGUUUCACCGAUGGUUACCCGCCCAAUAAAAAGGCCUGUGUUGAGGAUGCGCUAGCCGGUCGUAACGGGGUCUCAAAUGGCACUGUGCCUCCUCUUUCGCCCAUGGACACUAAACAUAAUGUGAGUACUGACGGCAUGAUGGCCAAUGGGAACCACAGAGCAGUCGGUGCAGAACACAACGGAGCAGGAAUAACCGAUAGCGGUGCGUCACGUGGCUCAGAGUCCGAUUUCCGCCUGAAAGAAAUGAAGCAGGAGCCGGUGGACGAUAUCUUGCCCUGCAUACUGCCCACAGGAGGUGUGACUGGAAACAACAGCCUCUUCCCUGACCUCAACCUCGACGAUCAGGACUGGAGUGAGAUCAUGGAGGAGUUCAACCGCUCCGUACCCUACGAGGACAUCCAGGAGCUCUUCAGUGACAGCUUUGGUGAUCGCAAAGACCCGGAGCUCACGUCCACUGCGGCUCAGAGCUUGAUCCCGCCAGAUCUGGCGAGUGUGAAGACUGAAUUUUCCCCCGCUACGGCUUCCUCUGCCUUCGAUCAGGACUCUUGUAACGGUUCACCUCAGGUGAGACCUACUUCAUCCGGGCCGCCGCUUCACACCAACUCCCCUGUAACGGCUCCGGCCACGUCGCCGGCCCUGCCGCAGCAUUCACAACAGCCCAACAGACCACUCCCAAAUCACAUGAUGCCCGUCCCACCCAAAGACCUGUCCCCCGCGCAGCAGCUGCAGCAGUUAGCGGCACGUGAACAGCAGAGAGCGAUAUUACAAAGCCAGCAGCAGCAACAUGUGGUUCAGAAGCCGCCUCAACAAAAACCUCAGCAACCGCAAGCGGCGAAAUUCCACCAGCAGCCCAACCACUCUACAUCUUGGCCCCAAAACGCUCCCAGCCAAACUCAAAUGGGUGGGACAUUUGGUCUUGAGAAGCCCACCAGCCCUUCUUUGUACCCACAAGACUUCCCCAACCCCAAGACCCUGCUCAUGCCGAACAAGGGUUCUCCAAAAGCAGGCACUCCGGCCGGGUACAUGCAGCCCGGCGGCCACGCCAACAUGUUGAGCCACCCAGCAGCGCCCACGGGGCCUCUCAGCCACCCGCCCAACCCAGCAUCCCAGGCGGCCAUGUUGGACUACAAUAACACUAAACCCCUGUCCCAUUAUGAGGCCGGAGCAGCAGGCGCACCCAGAGGCCCUCCGACCACACAGAGCCAGAACAAACCGAGCCAGGUCAUCCUGAGCCUGAUGCGACAGCAACAGCAACCGCUGCAGAAGCAGAGGCCGCCCAGCAUGAACUUCAGACCAACGCACCUCCAGCAUGCUCAGGAUUCGGGGUCAUACCCCUCCACCGCUCAUGUUCCUGGCCCAGGAAACACCAUGACGCCGCAGCCCAGCAGCAACAGCAUCCCGGCUAACCAUAGUAACACAGCCUACAUAAAGCAGCAGCAGAUGCAGUUCCUCCAGAGACAGAUGAUGGCCGAGCAGGAGAAGCAGCGGCAGCAACAGGAACAGCAGCUGCAGAGGCAUCUGACCCGUCCACCGCCUCAGUACCAGGACCAACAGAACCCACAGGCCCAGCAGAACCCAUUCCAGCAGCAGCAGGUGCCGCAGUUCGCCGGUGUGCCACCCUGCCUGGCCCAGCAGCACCCCUCAGGCUUCCCCGAACACACCAUCUCGGGUGCAUCUCAACCAAUAGGAAAUGUCAACUCUCUCAGUGGCGCCGCCCCCGGAACGCAGCGGAUGUUCCCUCAGACACCAGGCAUGAUGGGAAUGGGGGUGGGCCAGAAUGCUGGCCCAACCACUGGUCCCUCUCCGGCUGCCAGUCAAGCAGACAUGAGCCUUCCAUCCUGUGCAGGCGGUCUCGACGUGCAGCAAGUCCUCUACGCCAACAUGCCCAUGCAUCCCUCCCAUCCCAACCAGCAGAGACCACAAAUGUCGGCCAUGUCUGCCGCUUACCGACAGAACGUUCUAGCGGCCCAGCAACAAGCACACUUGAAAAACCAGCCCAAUGCUGCCAUGAUGAAGCAGCAGCAGCUGGCCCGUCUGCCCAACAGCAUACCCAACGCCAUGGCUAAUAGCAUGGGGUCUGCUAUGCCAACCAGUAUCCAGGGUGCCUUGCCCACACAAGCCCAGUCCUGGCAGCAGCCGCCGCCCCAGCAGCAUCCAGGUCUCCAGCCUGGCUCUGCUAACGGAGGCAUGCCAGCAGGUUUCCCCAACUCCGCCUUCCACAUGCAGUCAAGAUUGUCCAAACUUCCCAACAACACCCCGUUUUCUCAGGGUGGCAUGGGAAAUAGUGCGGCAGGUCGAACCUUGGCAGGCAUGAACCCUGGACAAAUGAUGCCUAACAUGAACCAACAACGGACAAAUAUGCCCCAACAACUGCCCGCUCCCGGCCAGCAGACGGCCCAGCAGGGGCAACCGCAAGUGCCGCCUCAAACCCAACAGGUUCUGCCCGAUUUGGGGGGCUUCAGCCAGCCACAGGCUGGACCCAAUCGCACCGCAGGACUUCAGUGCAAUCAGACUUAUCAGCUCAGCAGGACAGCCAAUCAGCAGCUCCAGUUUAGCUACAACACCCAAUCGGGAAGCAGCUUGUCCGGGUUUCCUGCUGAGACCGACCUGGUGGACUCUCUGUUGAAGAAUCAAUCGACUCAAGAGUGGAUGGACGAUAUAGACGAGCUGUUGGCCAGUCACCAAUGAGUGAUAACGAAGCCAAUGCUGGUGCCUUCAGUAGAAAACGUGAACGUCCGGUUUUGGAUGUUCCUGCUCGUAUCACGGUCAGAUCUGCUGUGUUCUCUAUUGAAUAUGUAUAUGGUGUAUAUAAUAGAAGUCGAGUAGAGCACAGAGCCUGCGUCACUGAAGUAUUCUCUGGACUGGAAGUUUCAAAGAGGGAAGCGCUCUACUACUGAACCUGUGGCUCAGUAAAACCACUGAAUUUGAAUGAGUGCGUGCUCAGGCACACGUUCAGCCAUUCAUACGGUUGUGUUGCCUAUGUGUAGGCAAGAGGAGGGUCUCUUCAAUGUCAGGAAUGUCUUGACACGGUUCCACAGGCCUUAAAUUUGCACUCUUGAAGAUGCACAAUAUGUGAUUUAGAGUAAAAGAGUCUAAAACAUUAGUUCACCCAAAAAUGUCAUUUACUCACCCUCAAUAUCGGUCCAAAGCCAUAUAUGACUGCUUUUCCUUCAUGAGGGGACAAAAAAACGGCAAAUUUUGCGUUUUGGCCGUUCAUUUACAUUUGGGGGCCUGAAAAUGCAAACUUUUGAAAGUUUUUGAACAAUACCGCUCCCGUCUCUGUGUAAACUACAAAAAGGCGAAUUUGUGAAAACGGUGACGUCACGCACAUGUGUUACGUAGUUUAUUGGUUUCUCUACAAAGUGACAUCGCCAUCUACUGGCCUGGCAGCAGAAUACAGCGUUUUUGCAUUCAGGCGAUCAAAAAACGAAUCCGUUUGAACGGAGAUCAUUUUGACAACAUUGUCGUCUGUACGCGGGAAACGUUAUAUUCUGCUGCCAGGCCAGUAGAUGGCGAUGUCACUUUGUACAGAAACACUACGCACUGAUCAUUCGUCACAAGUCAUAUGAAGAGUUUGGAAAGACAUUAGGGAAUAAACUUUAAUUUGGGUGAACUGUCCGCGUUGCGUACAUGGCUCUUAUGUUCCACAUGGAUAGUUUUGCAUUGACUAAAUUUAGGAACUAGAUGUGUUUGAUCAAGUCGUGACAGCUUGAAGGAGUGUAGAUGAGACGUAAUAGUGAAGAGGAAGAACGUUUGAUCUGACAAACUCCACAAUUCUCCAGUGAACGUGGACUUACACUUUCAUAUGUUACACUACACUUUAAUAUUUCUUUUCUGGAAUUGAAUUUGAAUGGAUUUGGUAAGAGGGUUAAUAUUCCUGUUUUCUCCCUCUGAUGUUACAUUAAGGGGCGGGGAUCCCAACCGCGUUACCUGGACUCUUGCUUCAUCCCAGAUUCUGUGACAGGAUUUCAUGUAUAUUUAUAUAUUUGUUUUGUUUUUUUUGUUUUUGUAUGUAUGCAGUUUCUAUUGUUCAGGAGAAGAUAGAUCUUAUUUUUAUAUGUACAUUGUUGCAAAUUUUUGUAAGUAUUUUAUACUUUUUAUUAUUGUUCUCUGUAAAACAAGAGUAUUAUGUAAAUAUAGUUCUCUAGAAAUGGG